AAUAGCACUAUAGAUUUUCUCUAAUGCUGUUCUCAUUAAGCCAAAAUAAAAACAGCUACAAUUGGAAUGGAGCAAGUUUAUUGCCAUAAAACGGUGUCUGUCCCGACUACUGCUAUUUUAUUGCUUUUAGUAUCAGUACUGACAGGAUCAGAAAAGCUGUUUCACAACAGAGAUCACUCCGAUGUUGAAUUCCAAAAUAUUCCCCAGGCGGAUGCUAUCCUGACUCCGGAGGCGGCACAGCAAUAUCUUGUGAAAUAUGGGUGGGUGACACCUGUGAAUUGGGAGGAACAAGCAUUUGUUCAAUUCUCUGAACAUGACAAUGACCAGGCACCUCGAGAUAUCUCCCAACUGAUACAAGAGGGAGAACCUUCAGAGCAGCCCAGGGUGACUUCUUCAAAUAUGACUGAUUUAACCCCGUCCUUUGCAGAAUCAUUGAAAAAAUUUCAAGAGGCGAAUGGGUUAAAUGCCACUGGAGUCCUGGACAGUGCAACAAAGACAGCAAUGAAUAAGCCGCGCUGUGGUGUCCCGGACCGUAAACUUGCAUCAAAACGCAAAAAUGGAACUUUAAGUCUUGCUGGUACUGAGGAUGAUUCUCACAAUCGUACCUUACCAGAAGUCCAAACCCAGCGUCGCAAGAGAAGUUUUUUUUCCAAACUGGUUGAAUACCACAGAAGAAAGCGAGAUAACAGAGCCACUCAGGAAAACAGCCAUUCUUUAAGCUUCUCUAAAAAGAUAUUGAAGUGGAGAUUGAUGGGAGAAGGUUACAGCAUGCAGCUGAGCAUCCAGCAGCAGAGGAAAGUCCUUGCAUUAGCAUUCCGUAUGUGGAGUGAGGUGAUACCUCUGCAAUUUGAAGAGGACUUGACAGGAGACAACAUAGAUAUACGAAUAGGUUUUGGCACAGGUCAACACCUUGGUUGCUCCCAGGCAUUUGAUGGAGUUGGCCAGCAGUUUGCUCACGCCUGGUAUUUGGGAGAUAUUCAUUUUGAUGAUGAUGAACAUUUUACUGCAUCCACCAGCGAACAAGGAAUCAGUCUUUUAAAGGUUGCAGUACAUGAGAUUGGCCAUGCACUGGGACUGCCUCAUAUAAACCAUCUGGGGUCUGUGAUGCAGCCAAAUUAUAUUCCUCAAGAGCGGCAGUUUGAGCUUGGCUGGGAAGACAGGAAAGCAGUUCAGGAAAAAUAUGGUUCCUGUGAUGGCAGCUUCAGCACCAUUUUUGAUUGGGUAAGAAAAGAACGAUCUCCACGUGGUGAGACUAUUUAUCGGUUUAAUACAUACUUUUUUAAGACUGGUUGGUACUGGAUGUAUGAAAACAAGAGCAACCGCACACGUUAUGGAGACCCCCUACCUAUCAAAGCAGGAUGGCGUGGACUUCCUGAUCAAGAUAUUGAUGCUUAUGUACAUGUCUGGACUUGGAAUACCGAUGCCCAGUAUUUCUUUAAAGGUAGCCAAGUUUGGCGUUAUGACCCUGAGAAAGACAUGGCAUUUACAGAAGACUGGAGAAGAAACAAAUAUCCACAACUUAUUAAGGAUGCAUUCCCUGGAGUUCCAAGUCCACUGGAUGCAGCUUUCUUUGACAAAAAAGAACGUUUCAUCUACUUUUUCAGAGAAAAUAAUGUUACAGCAUUUAGCGUGGAAAAGAAUAAAAAAGUAGAUGAUUUUCCAAAACGGAUCAUUGAUGUAUUCCCAUCCGUGGAGCCUGGCAACCAUCCUAUUGGCUAUUUAGAUGCAGUCUAUUUCUCUUACACUUACCAAGCAACAUUCUUCAUUAAAGACAAGUAUUACUGGAAAAUGGUCAGCGAUCAAGACAGACAACGUAAUACGUCACUGCCAUUAAAUGGGCUGUGGCCCAGAAGGAAAAUCAAUUCCAAGUGGUUUGAUAUUUGUGAUGUCCAUCCAUCUGUCCUUUUCCUUACAAGUUAAACAGAAAUGAACUUCUAUGGAGUUAAAGCUCUUCAGAGAGGAAUAAUAUUUACAAACGCAUUCCAGCCACCUCUAACGGUACCAAGCUGUUCCAGUACUGCUGGAGAGAGAGAUAACUGGGAGGCCCAGCAGUCACUG
Bombina bombina (fire-bellied toad) is the source of this 2058-nucleotide messenger RNA. RefSeq names its product matrix metalloproteinase-21. Bases 67 to 1920 code for a protein of 617 amino acids. The transcript has 7 exons. The record is from RefSeq and is a predicted model, not a curated record. Lineage: Eukaryota; Metazoa; Chordata; Amphibia; Anura; Bombinatoridae. Gene Ontology annotation, biological process: collagen catabolic process; extracellular matrix organization; proteolysis. Gene Ontology annotation, cellular component: extracellular matrix. Gene Ontology annotation, molecular function: zinc ion binding; metalloendopeptidase activity.